ACUCUCGGUAAUCUCGACUCCCUGUCCGAAGUCCGAACUCGUCCACACAUAAAACAAAAAGGGCUUGUACUGGUCUCUACUCUCUACUUGCUCAGUUUGCUCUUUUGCUCUCUCUCUCUCUCUCUCUCUCUCUUUCCAUCCGCAAAUUCUGAUUUGUUCAAUCCCAUUUCUUCAGAUCCGCAGGUAUGUCAUCCUCUGAUAAUCCAGAAGUAAUUGAAAGGGGUACCAAAGAGAAGGAUCACAAGGAAGAAGACAAAAAUGAAGAAAAAGGAGGAUUUAUAGACAAGGUUAAGGAUUUCAUUCACAACAUUGGAGAAAAGAUUGAGGAAGCAAUUGGAUUUGGGAAGCCAACUGCAGAUGUCUCCGGAGUUCAUAUUCCUUCAAUUGAUCUGCAUAAAGCUGAAAUUGUUGUUGAUUUGCUCAUAACAAACCCAAAUCCAGUUCCAAUUCCUCUGAUAGAUAUAAACUACUUAAUUGAGAGUGAUGGGAGGAAGCUUGUGUCUGGGCUGAUCCCUGAUGCAGGGACAAUUCAUGCACAUGGUUCGGAGACUGUCAAGGUACCAGUUACUCUGAUAUAUGAUGACAUUAAAAGCACAUAUGAUGAUAUCAAGCCUGGAAGCAUAAUUCCUUAUAAAAUCAAGGUCGAUCUCAUUGUUGAUGUACCUGUAUUUGGGAGGUUAACUCUACCACUGGAGAAGACUGGUGAAAUUCCCAUACCCUACAAGCCAGAUAUUGAUCUUGAGAAGAUACACUUUGAGAGUUUCUCAUUUGAAGAAACUGUUGCUGUUCUUCACCUGAAAUUAGAAAAUAAGAAUGACUUUGACUUGGGCCUCAAUGCAUUGGAUUAUGAGGUUUGGCUUGCUGAUGUGAGCAUUGGAGGUGCUGAACUCACUAAAUCGACUAAAAUUGACAAAAAUGGAAUUAGUUACAUUGAUAUUCCCAUUACAUUUAGGCCUAAGGACUUUGGUUCGGCACUAUGGGAUAUGAUUAGAGGGAAGGGAACUGGUUACUCAAUGAAAGGACAUAUCAAUGUGGACACACCCUUUGGGGCAAUGAAGUUACCAAUCAGCAAGGAGGGUGGUACAACCCAGCUCAAGAAAAACAAAGAAGAUGGUGAUGAUGAUGAUGAUGAUGAUGAGGAAUAGAGAAGGCUCUUGCCAGCAUCUCAUAUUAGUAGCUGUUGUUUUGUGGUUUAACAGUUCUAGACUUCUAGUAUUAGAAAGUGCAGGGUAUUUGUUUGCAGCUUCAACUCCGUAGUGCACUAUUGUCUUUGUAUUCCAUGUAAGGAGAAAGUUUUAUAUGUCUAUUAUUGUCAACCUUAGCAACUGAGCUUUGCCUGGAAGCACUGAUCACCCACUUCAGACAUUAAAAAACUGUACCAGUUUUCUUAUAGAAUGAUAUGUGUUUGGACAUAAAAUAAAUGUGUUCUACCUGAAUAUGCUGAA
This is a messenger RNA of Nelumbo nucifera (sacred lotus), 1445 nucleotides long. RefSeq names its product Late embryogenesis abundant protein, group 2. Gene Ontology annotation, biological process: response to desiccation. The record is from RefSeq and is a predicted model, not a curated record. NCBI's taxonomy places the organism in Eukaryota, Viridiplantae, Streptophyta, Magnoliopsida, Proteales, Nelumbonaceae. Gene Ontology annotation, cellular component: cytosol.